Messenger RNA from Sorex araneus (European shrew), 1970 nucleotides. It is a transcript of the gene BLOC1S3, whose product is annotated as biogenesis of lysosomal organelles complex 1 subunit 3. The record is from RefSeq and is a predicted model, not a curated record. The transcript is spliced from 2 exons. The coding region runs from base 165 to 746 and encodes 193 amino acids. NCBI's taxonomy places the organism in Eukaryota, Metazoa, Chordata, Mammalia, Eulipotyphla, Soricidae. Gene Ontology annotation, cellular component: BLOC-1 complex.
GGAAGCGUUGCUUUCUGGUUGGUGGCUCAGCUGCAGGGAUUGGCCACUGACGCCCGCACACACUGUUCUCUGAUUGGCUGGGACUGCACCUCCACGGCAGGACCCGGCGCUUCGCCUGGAAGUCGGAUUCCGUGUUCUCGGCGCUCCAGUGACCCGUUCGCGCCAUGGCGUCCCGGGGUCGUCGGCGGAGGCCCGAGACCGUGGUCCCGGGGGAGGCGGCCGAGACGGACUCGGAGCCCUCUGCGUCCUCGUCGGAGGAGGAGCUGUACCUGGGCCCGUCGGGCCCCACGCGCGGCCGCCCCACGGGGCUGCGGGUGGCGGGGGAGGCCGCGGAGACCGACUCGGAGCCCGAGGCCGAAGCCGCGCCGCGGGACCUGCCGCCGCUCGUGGUGCAGCGGGCGCCGGCCGGGGAGGCGUGGGGCGCCGAGGAGCCCCCCGCCGCCGCGCCCGCGCGCUCGCUGCUGCAGCUCCGGCUCGCCGACAGCCAGGCGCGGCUGGACCACGACGUGGCGGCCGCCGUGAGCGGCGUGUACCGCCGCGCCGGCCGCGACGUGGCCGCCCUGACCGCGCGCCUGGCGGCCGCGCAGGCCGCGGGCUUGGCGGCGGCGCACAGCGUGCGUCUGGCGCGCGGAGACCUCAGCGCCCUGGCCGAGCGCCUGGACAUCGUGGCCGGCUGCCGCCUGCUGCCGGACAUCCGCGGCGUGCCCGGGACCAAGCCGGAGCAGGAGCCGGGGCCGCGGGCCUAGCCUGGACCCCCAGCCCUGUUUUACUGUUCUCGGGGACGGGGUGGGAUGGGGACAGGCCUACAGCCCCUGGGACGUGGCUCUGGACCCUAUGAAACCCUUGCGGCCAUCCUCAGGGCGCAUCCAGCGCCUUGAUUAAUUCUGUGUGCAGUUUUUUGGGGUUUGGGUCCCCCCCUCCGUGGCUCAGCCCCUUACUUCCGGUUCCUUCCCUGAUGCUGUGGCAUUUGGAGCCUGUCACCUAAGUGAAGCUCCCUGUUAUAUGUGUGUUGGGGAGGGAAGGGUGUAAGGGAGGGGUGUCAUUCUCUGCUGUCUGGAAUUUGGUUUGUGCAGGUUCAGUUUCCCACAAGCUAAGCAGGACCCCAGUGCUGCUUCGGUCACCCCUUCAUUCCUGCUCUGCUCCCAGCGCCACGUGGGGACUGUCUGGGAAUCUGAGCCCUGGUGUCCCCUGCCCUGCCUUGGCCUCCCUCUGCCAUCUCAGUGGCCCAGUCCCACUGCCCCUGGCCUUCUUUCCCUGGGACCCCCAGGAUUAUUUUUGUGUUUUCCUGCUUUGCCCAGCCUACUAACCUGCCUGAUCCAGGGCUCCCCCUACCCCACUCACCCCGCCAGGCCCAGGGCGGCAGGCCCCAAGGUGCCUUUGCCAUCUUCCAAGCUCCUGGUGCAAGAUGGGCCUCCUGCCAGCUCUCCAUACAGAGUAUCACAGGUCAGACGUCACAAGUCAGGCCCUGUCCCCUGCCCCCAUGAUGGGCAGCUGACCUGGCCUGCAUGAUCCCCACCACCUCUUUGCACAGGUGGUGUUGGCCCCUGGAUGCUUGAAGAAUCUAAUCUGCCCUGCUCCGGGCAUGGGGUCAGCCCAGCCCGCUCCUCCCUACCCACUCUCUUCUCUAUCACCAGCUCUAAACCCUCUGUCCUAUUCCCACACUCAAUGCCCUGGCUGAGAUCCUGGGCCUCCCCUGUUCCCCCCUGAGGGUUGGGAAGAGUGCUCUAGCGCAGAACCAUUAGCCUUCAGUUCAGAAGGAGCCGGGGCAAAGUGACAGUACAGCGGGUAGGACCCUGCCUACUGGCCAACCUGGAUUCAGCCUCUCUCACAGUAUCACCUGCCUGACCAGGAGUGAUCCCUGAGCACAGAGCCAGGAGCAGCCCCUGAGCACUGCUGGGCGUGACUCCCCAAAACAAAAAAUAAAUGAAUAAUGAGUCAACAAAUAAAACUCAGAACAUGCGCCCAAACAA